ACAAAGAGCUCCAGCAGCAGCCUGUGAGGACUCUGCUAGAUAACGGCUGUGUUCUUGUAUCCCGGCUCAACUUUUCAGUCGUUUUAGUAACAAUGUCUUCAGUCCAGCAUCUGAGAGAGUUUAUCAGAGAGCGACUAACCGCCGCUGCUGAAGAAAUCCUCACCGAGGUUGAAAAAACCUUCGUCCGCUACGAGGAAGACGUCAGACUGCUGGAGAGCCACUGGAAACCCCAGAUGAAACUCACCAGAAUCGAACUCCAAAAGCCAUGUGUCUCCAAUGAGGAGGAAGCUUUAGACAUCCAACGGCUCUGUAGCCAGAAGAGGGCAUCCAGUCAUCACCAGGAGGAGACAGAACCUCAGUGGAAUGAAGAAAAACAGAUGGAACCAGAUUUCCCACUGUUUGAAGAACAGGAGGAACCUGGGCCUCCGUGGAUUAAAGUAGAAGAGGAGGAUCCAGAACCUCUACUGAUUAAAGAAGAAAAUGAGGAUCCAUGGUCUUUGUUGGAAAAAGAGGAACAGGAACAACUAGAUUCUUCGAUGCUCAGACGACCAACUAGACUCAACCACAAGGACCUUGGCAGCAGUCAGGAGAAAGGACAGCUUACCCAGAAACAGUCCAUUGCUCUGAUGGAGACUUCCACUCUUCAGGGCAGUAAUCUGUGUGAAGGAGAACCAAUAACUGGACAGCUUUCCUUUAACAUCUCCCCUGUAGUUGAGAUCACAGCUCAGGAGGGAAGUAGCUCCGCUGCGUCUGAGAGGCAGCCUCAUGUUGACACAGAGAAAAUGUCUUUGAAAGAUGAUGUUUGUGGAAGAUCCUUUAAAAAUAAGCAUAGAUUAGAACAGCAUUACCGAACCCACACGUGUGAGAGACGGUUUUCUUGUGAGACGUGUGGAGCAAGUUUUGUUAGACGCCAUCACUUAUACGCACACCAGAGAAUCCAUACAGGUGAGAAGCCUUUUUCCUGUGAAACGUGUGGAAAAAGCUUCACUCAAAUUGCUAGCUUAAACGUUCACAGGAAAAUCCACACAGGCGAGAGGCCCUUCUCCUGUGAAAUAUGUGGGAAGGGUUUCAUCAGACGCGAUCAUUUAGACGUACACCAAAGAACCCACACUGGGGAGAGGCCAUUUUCAUGUGAGGUAGGGCUGCAACAUCGAAUUCAUAAAAGGAAUAGAAAUCGGUUAAGUGUUGGAAACGAAUUCCAUUAUCGAUUCAUGGUGCAGUGAGAUUAAAGCCCUACCCUCCAUGUGGCCGAGCCGUUUACGUCGGCUCACUGUGCACACUGACAGCACAGUGGGCUGAAGAGAGCAAAGCGUAAGCAGAGUAAAAGAAACUAGAACCUGGCAUUUCAAAAGAUCUUUAAUUUCCUUUUGGU
This is a messenger RNA of Cyprinodon variegatus (sheepshead minnow), 1372 nucleotides long. RefSeq names its product zinc finger protein 287-like. NCBI's taxonomy places the organism in Eukaryota, Metazoa, Chordata, Actinopteri, Cyprinodontiformes, Cyprinodontidae. The coding region runs from base 93 to 1223 and encodes 376 amino acids. Gene Ontology annotation, molecular function: DNA-binding transcription factor activity; RNA polymerase II cis-regulatory region sequence-specific DNA binding. The record is from RefSeq and is a predicted model, not a curated record. The transcript has 2 exons. Gene Ontology annotation, biological process: regulation of transcription by RNA polymerase II.